Messenger RNA from Bombyx mandarina (wild silkworm), 6353 nucleotides. RefSeq lists its product as uncharacterized. Gene Ontology annotation, cellular component: chromosome; nucleus. NCBI's taxonomy places the organism in Eukaryota, Metazoa, Arthropoda, Insecta, Lepidoptera, Bombycidae. The record is from RefSeq and is a predicted model, not a curated record. Gene Ontology annotation, molecular function: protein binding. Gene Ontology annotation, biological process: regulation of mitotic nuclear division; regulation of chromosome segregation.
UUUCUGUUUCUAUUCGUUUCUACAUACGGUUACGAUUUUUAUCGAAGUUUUAUUCUAACUGUAAACAAUUGCUCGUGAUUUCGAGAGUGGUUCGAUUAUUAUGAGAGUAUUUAUACGAAUUAAAAAAUAUUAAAGUAGCCUAAGUAUGUCAGGAGGCUGUCUGGUGGUUCUUGACCGUAAUGGUCGUUAUGUCAAAAAGUACCCGUUGCCUGAUGGAUUGGCUACAUUGGGUAGUGACCCUGCAUGUGAUAUCCGUGUGAUGCUACCAACUGUCUGUUCUCAUCAUGCAACUGUAGUUGUGCAUGCUAAUCAGACUGUUGUACGAAAUAUUGGCGAUGGCGAUACCUUAGUGAAUGGAGAGCCUGUGAGUGUGGCAGCGCUUAAGCACUAUGAUGUGAUUACUUUAGGUGAUCGAUCUCUACGCUGGCAUUAUGACAAUCCAAAUAUCAGUAAAAAAUUCCAGAAGAUUGAACAAGGUGUGUACGCGUGCGGUCGGGGCGGGCGGGUGUCGCGGCGGGCGAGCGCGGCGGCGUCGGGCCCGGCCCGGGACCGCGCGCUGCGACUGGCGCUCGAGAUGUCGCACCGGGCUUCUAUGCCGGGUAGCACAGGCGGUAAGCAAGUUGCGAUUGUUCAGCCUCAAAGAAGAGAUACUACUGAUCAGAAUGACCAAAAUCAAACCCGACCUCCAACAAACAAGCGAUCCAGAAACGCGGAUGUGUCGCACGAGGAAGACAAUCGAAAACGGAGGUCUACGAAAGCGAGUCCCAGGAAUGCUUCCCUACAGGAUCCGACUAAAGCUACGCUGUGGAUCGAGUCCAGGAAGACGAAGAAAAGCCCAAAAAGUCGCUCGCAGACUCCAACCGUGCUCCAUGCCCCUAACACACGCAGGACGAUUGCUACAAUCAAGAAGAGCACGCCCCUAAGGCUCACGGUGCUCAGGAAAGCGCAGAGCGCACAGAAAAUGAGGGUUAUGAAGAUUGAAGCGCCUACUAAAAUUGAUCACACGAAGCAAGCGGCUCUGAUGCUGAUGACAGGGCACACGCCUAAACAGAGACUGUUAGGAUCGAAAUCUAAGACUCCCUCGUACGUAGUUAAGAAACAUAGUCCGGUGCGGAGGAAUCCGCGGGGCAGACUCAGUCUAGGGAAACGGUCUAAAGAGAGCGAGAGCGCUUCGUCGUCCCGGCUCAGCAACACAAGAGCCAGCUCAGUUGCCGGCACUAGUAGGAGCUCGGGGAAUCGUUCGGUAACGAUAUUCGAAGUAACCGACUCGGAGGCUCGAAAUUCAACUUUACAAGCGAACAGGUUGUCGCGUCGCUCCGGACAGAAGAGUCCCCAGAAAUCGCCCUUCCUACCUAGCGCCAAGAAAUCGGCGCUGAAAGAUCCAAAGAGAAACACCCGUAAAACCGAAUCUAUAAAGUUCGAUUUGAGUAAUUUGGAGAACGGCGCUCAGAUGUCCAGUGACGUUCUGACGGUUAACGAUACGACGAAGCGUUCCGACGGUGACGACACGAUGUCGGAAGAAGAGUUGACCUUACGUUACUCCGACUCUCCCAGUCCUUCGCCAAGGAGACCAAUAAAUUCUCGCAGCAGUCGAAUAUUGGAGAGUACCAUCGGAACACGCCUGACCGUGUCACCGAAACAAUCUUUAACUCAGCAACGGCCUCGUGGAAGAAAAUCGUCGAGAGGAAGCCUUAUCUUGCAAAAGGCGUUGACGUCAUCUGAUCUAUCACAUGACUUGUCCAGCCAGAGUACCUCGAUAGCGUCCGCUUACAAAACGCGAACACUCAGUCCGAGAACACGUAAUAUGGAAUCGUAUUCGAUUGUCGAUUUAGUUUCUAUAGAUUCGAACGAUUCUCAAAAGAACGCUUCAGUUUAUGAUUCUGUGGCGUCCGCGAGCGACUCGUUUGGUACUCCCGGUAAUAGCAUCUCUAGGAAAACGAGAUCGACUAUCGAUCCAACGUUACUCGGAACUAGCACUCCGUACGUAGCUAAGUCGACUAGAUCAGGAUGCUCGUUUAUAUCAAAUCGAUCGCGGUCCAAUCCGGGUGUAUCGGGUAACGAAACGCUCCACUCAAGGAGUUCUAUGUCCACAAGACGAUCGAAGUCAUUGACCACACCCGAAAACACCAGAAAACAUAUCUCGAUCAACAGUACGAAAAUAUCUAGAGUUUCCAGAAGUCGAUCCAGGAUUAAUGACAGCGACCUACUCGUUGACGACGAGGAAGAUUCGUCUCCGAAGACUUCGAAAAGAGUCAGUCGUAAUACUAAAUCUUUGUUAUCGAACGCUACGUUUAACAAAAGAAACGAAAUUACGAAUGGAAGUGUAAUUAGUUCAACUAACGAAGGAAAUACUACUCCAGAAGAUAGACAUAGUCCCGAAGAUGUAGGCACUCCAAUGUUAAGCAUUCAAACUCUUUUAAAUAACAGCUCGAUUACAUCAAGGAACAUUCGAACAGGCAGAGUAUCGAAACGCAAGACUGUAGGAGAUAUUGGCACAGUUAAAAACAGUCGUGCCGGCUUAAAAUCAAAAUCGUUGAAUGUUAGUGCAAUGAGGGCUGUUCUAAGGUCGAUGAAAGGUUCACCGAACAAUUCUGACGUCACAGACGAGGACGCCCCACAGCCUGACGACGAAGAAGUAAUUACACCAAAAAGUGCCGUAAAACCGGUACAAGAGGCCGUCAAAAACAAGCACUCGACUGCUAAGAAACCUCAAUCGAAACGUUCCAUUAUAGACGACCUUAACAAAUCUGAUAUCGUGAAAGAGCUAUUCAAUAGUCCGGUUAAGAGAAAGUUGUCUCAAAGCAUGACCGAAUUCUCUAGGAAGCAACUCUUCGAGGAAGACGAGGAUGUUAUUUCAGUUAAAAAACCGAGUAGAAACACUAUCGCUGUAGCGGACAGAACGCCAGACAGUUCUAUUCUUGACCAAACGGAAGCUAUCACGCCUGAUAUGUUCAUUAGUCCGAUAAAUACACCGUCACAUAGUCCUAACAUGACGGGAAUUAGACGAUUGUUCCGCAGAAAUACACCACAGAACGAUCUGCGUGACGUGGCAGGCGUUAGAACACUAUUCCGCUCUCCUAGACAUCGGAAGUCUAAUAUAAACGAUCUGACAAAUGUAAGAAAUCUCGAACAAGAUUUUGCGGAAUGCUCUACCGAACGCUUAAGCGACGCUCGUGUCAAAAAUGUUUCUACGUCAUCACCUAGAAAUGAUCAGCAAAGAGUUUCAGAAGUUAAAACGUCGUUCCAAAAACAAAAUAAAUAUAGAAGUCCACGAAAUGACUUGAACGACGUUAGGGGUGUAAAAGAACUAUUCCGGAGGAGUCCGACAAAUGAUUUAAGAAACGUGUCAGCCGUGAAGAGAACAUUGCAGAGGCUUUCACCCAAAAAUGAUUUGACCGACGUACGCGGCGUGAGAAAUAUUUUUAGACAACAAAAACAGAAACAAGAUUGUGACGUGAGCGGAAUCGAAGAAUUGUUCAACGAGUCUCGAAAUGAUUCUGAAAUUUUAUUUGAUCAAUUGGUAGGCGGUAAACCGCGACCGAAAGCUGUUUAUUCGAGAACUUUCACAGCGAGGGCUCCUCAAAAACUGAAUGCACGAAAAAAUGCAUCUUUGAAUAAGUCUAUCAAUAUGAUAACUGAUAAUGUCGAGGAAUGGAUAGAGACCAACUUGAGAAAAUGUUUGCAAAAAGAUAAACCCUCAACAAGUUUGACUAGAGAACUUAAAAGGUUGGCGACUAGUACAUUUGAAGGUGAUACGCCGAUUCGAAGGUCAAGAGUACGCGACAGUACAGUAAUCAGGAGUAUUAUCACGGAGAAUCGUCAGAAAUCCGCUUCAGAAGUAUACAGCGCUCGAAAACUGCCUAUAAAGAAGAGGUCCUUGAAAGAAAUCUCGAUGGAAAGGGCAGCAAAUACUACGAUCCUGCCCAUCAAGAAAAGGGUUGUAGUACAUUCAACGCCGGUUAAAGGGAGAGUCAAUAUGACGAUGAACGCUUCAGAGUUAGGUAGAGUUUCGCCGAUUGCUGCCUUUGACAAAACUCGACCAGCUGAGAGUGACACGACUGUGGCUGCAUCAAGACCAAUAGAGGAUGAACCGGCUCGACCUCCACCAAAACAAAGAGGCAGAAGGACGACAAAGGCAAAAAUAGAGAAACCAGCUACUAACGAAAUAAUACCGUCCCCAAAGAAAACGCGGUCCAAAGCUAAGCCGGCUAGUCCAGUAAAAACUAGACCUACAAGAGGUCGCAAUAGGACUGAUAAUUCUGAUAACACCAAAAAACGUAGAGCCUCACUAGUCAUUCCAAAGAAAUCCCCAGUUCUUAGUCCUAAACCAACCAAGGUGUCCAGGAAUAAAAAUGAUGACAUCGAAAUUGAAAUCAAAGUGUUGAUCAGUCCAAAAAAGAUUACAAGACGUCAAAAACAAAUAGAGGUUACAGCAUCACCAAAAAGAACAACCAGAGCUAAAGUACAAAAAACUACCGUUGUUGUUACUAAACCGUCACCGAAAUUGAAGCCUAGAGCCAAGAGGAAUGCAGCCCAAAUCGAUAAGGCUAAUAGUGUCGAAGAAAUCAUACAAAAAUCUAAAAGAAACCGUAAAACAACCGUUGAAUCUCCCAAAGAAUCUCGAGCGGCAAAACCUGCUGUUGAAAAUGAACCUAAAACGAGGGGACGUAGAAUUAUAACUGAACGACAAAAUGAAGAUGACAAACCCAAAAGAGGUAGGAAUACGAAAACGGAUGAUACUACAAAAGUUUCCAAAGAAGACAAUUUACCUAAAACUCGAAGAUCUAAACUAAAGGUACCGGAAAAACAGCCAGUUACACGAGGAAAAGCCAAAAAUGUAGAAGUACCUGCCAGUGAAAUCACACAGAAAUCCACAAGAGGAAAGAAAUUGGAACCCCAAGAAAGCGUACAGUCGGAACCGGUCAGACAAACUCGUCGUGUAAGAAAUGAUAAUACCGUUAUUCCCGAACAAAAAGGUCGUAAACGCAAAACGGUGGUCGAGGAAGUAAUACCUGCUAAAACCUCGCGGCGUGGAAAGAAAGUCGUCGAAAAUGUUGAUGCUGAAGCUGUUAGUGAGGAACCGAAGAUAAAUUCAAAAAAGAGUCAAGAGAUAAAUAAAAGUGUUGGAGGCGGUAAGACAACCAGAGCGGUUCAGAACAAAAGAGUUGCGGUAUCCAACACUGCCGAAAGAAAAGUACAGAAAGGAACCAAGACGGCGAAGCAGGAAAUAGUUCCAGAAGCAAAUAGCCGUAAGAGGAUAGCACGCGCUGAAUCAUCUCCAGCGAAAGUACCGAAUAAAAGACAAGCUUUGAAGACUAAAAAAGAAGUGGAGGCUGCGACCAUAGUGUCUCCCUUGAAAACCCGACCACGAAGUACACGCGCCGCCAAAAGUGAAGCUGAAGUAUCAAAGAAAACUACCAGUAGAAGCCGCAGGAGAUAACGAAAAAAUGAAAUAUGAUGAUGAUAGAAAGUACAAAUUGUAUAUUUGAUGGUGCCUAAGAAGACAUUUUUAAUUUUAAAAACGUAUUUAGUUUUAAAUCACUUAUCUAGAUUUAGUUUGUAGAUGUUGCUGUCAAUGUCUCAGUUUUAUUUUCAUUUGUAUUUCUGUUUUUGUGGUCUAAUUGUGUUAACUUUGUAUUUUAAAAUAAAGCUAUCAGUGAUUUUUUAAAUUGAUUUUACGUGUUUGUCGUCACGUUAGAAUAGUUUUUAGUAUGCACAAAUUUAUUUAAGUUGAUAAUUUUUAUUCUACCUUUAGUAGUUUUUUUUCGAGUAGGUACGCUGCACAAAUAUUUUAUGAUCACGACUUUAUAUUUCUUGUAACUUACCUGAUUUAAAACAACUGAUUGUUUGUGUGCUGCUUUUUAUUUUCUGCAAAGGAAGCCCAGACAAUUAGUAUAACGCUCAAAUACAAAUUAUACGUAUUUCAUUUGUAUUAAGCAAAGCAAAAUUUAUUUGGAUUAGAUUCUAGUUUUAUAAAAUUUAAAAAUUUGUUUUAAUUUAAUUUUAAGUAUUAGAGAAGAGCACCUGAAACAAAUACGUAAAUCUCUAAACACUUCAUAAGGUUAUUUAAAAGACAAUAAUGUUAAAAGACUAUUUGUUAUAUAUAUUAUACAAUAUUCGUAAUUAUGUGAUUUCAAUAUAUUAAUAUGUCUUUAGUUCGUAUUUGCACUAUGUUUAUUAUUCUAUUGAUUGAUUAUUUCUAAAAUGAAAGGAAAUAUGUAUUUUGGGAACAAUUUAUUCAAUUUUGAAGACAUGCGUGUUCGAAAAGUUGUCGACAGAUGCUUAUUUAGGAAAUUCUAUUUUAUUAACAUAUAUUGUUGAACAAAGUUUAAUAAAGAAUAAUUCUGAAUACA